AGCGCCGUCACCGGAAACUGGAAGUCACCUGCUAGGAAACUGAGGGCUAGGGUUUAGUUAGCUAGAUUGCUAACGUCGCUGUUUGUUAGGGUUUACACUUCAUACUCCUGGAACUGGUUUUGUUUUUACUUCAGUCUUUAAAAACAUUGCGACAGACUGACAAUGAAGACCGUGUUACUCGUCGAAACGUUCUCUGUGGCUUGUUUUGUGCUGUUAAGCCAAGUGUCAGCAAAGAAUUCUGAAGACAUCCGCUGUAAAUGCAUCUGCCCACCAUACAGAAAUACCAAUGGGCACAUCUACAACAAAAAUGCUUCUCUCAAAGACUGUAACUGUCUCCAUGUAGUGGAGCCUAUGCCUGUGGAUGGAAAUGAUGUGGAGGCAUACUGUUUACGUUGUGAGUGUAAAUAUGAAGAGAGGAGCUCGGGAACCAUCAAGUUCACCAUCAUAAUGUACCUCUCCAUUCUGGGACUGCUGCUGCUCUACAUGGUCUAUCUGACUGUCUUGGAGCCCAUUUUAAAGAGGCGUCUGUUCGGACACUCGCAGCUCAUCCAAAGCGAGGAUGAUGUUGGGGACCAGCAGCCUUUCGCCAACGCUCACAAUGUGCUGUCUCGUUCGCACUCUCGACCCAACAUGCUGAACAAAGUGGAGCAUGCCCAGCAGCGCUGGAGGAGGCAGGUCCAGGAGCAGCGGAAGUCUGUGUUCGACCGCCAUGUCGUUCUCAGUUAAACUGUCCUGUGAGCAAGACUUAA
Solea senegalensis (Senegalese sole) is the source of this 749-nucleotide messenger RNA. It is a transcript of the gene tmem9b, whose product is annotated as TMEM9 domain family, member B. Gene Ontology annotation, biological process: positive regulation of canonical NF-kappaB signal transduction. The transcript has 5 exons. Bases 163 to 726 code for a protein of 187 amino acids. Gene Ontology annotation, cellular component: lysosomal membrane. NCBI's taxonomy places the organism in Eukaryota, Metazoa, Chordata, Actinopteri, Pleuronectiformes, Soleidae. The record is from RefSeq and is a predicted model, not a curated record.